UAUGGAUUUGGACACCUUGCAAGCUUUGCAGAAUGAACUCAUCUGCUCCAUUUGUAUGAACUACUACAUAGACCCUGUCACCAUUGACUGUGGGCACAGCUUUUGCAGUCCCUGCCUGCACCUCUGCUGGGAGGAAGCCCAGACCCUGAUGUCCUGCCCUGAGUGCAGGGGAAUUUCAGAGAAAUCAGACUUCAAAACCAAUAUUGCGCUCAAGAAACUGGCAUCCCUUGCCAGACGGGCCAGAGUUUACCACGCCAACAGCUCCAAUGAGCAGAUCUGUGUGAUACACAAGAAAGCAAAGGAGUUCUUCUGUGAGGCUGACAAGAGCCUGCUGUGUGGGCUCUGCUCUGAAACACCGGAGCAUGUGGCUCAUGGCCACAGUCCAGUCCAGUGGGCUGCUGAGGAAUACAGGGUGGAGAAACUUCUGAAGAGAAUGGGCUCUUUAUGGAACAUGACUCAAGAAAUGCAAAAUGACCUGAAUCAAGAAGCUAACAAAAUCCAGUCAUUUGAGGACUAUGUGCUUUUAAGGAAGGUGAUGAUCAAAAUGCAGUAUCAGAAGAUGCAUCUGUUUCUCCGUGAGGAGGAGCAACUCCAUCUGGAGACACUGGAGAAAGAGGCAGAGGAGAUUUUGCAACAACUCCAGGAAAGUGCAUUCAGAAUGACCCAACAGAAAGCAAGCCUGAAAGAAAUGUACAAAGAGCUGGCUGAGAUGUGCCACAAGCCUGACCUGGAGCUGCUCCAGGACUUGGGAAAUGUAUUGCAAAGGACUGAAUUGGUGCAGGUGCAAAAGCCUCAGCCCAUGAUUCCAGAGCUCACCUCGCACGGCAUCACAGGAAUCCUAGACAUACUGAACAACUUCAGAGUGGAUAAUGUGCUGAGUCAGGAAGCCACUGGUCGCUACAUGUGCGUUUCUGAGGAUGCUGGAAGUGUGAUGUUUGGAGUCACCCAUCCUGGUGUGUACAGAGAGCCUGAGAGCCUGGCGAGCUUGGCAGCCUGGGGACCUCAGGUCUUCACCUCUGGUAAACAUUACUGGGAGGUGGAUGUCACAUGCUCCCCAAAUUGGAUUCUGGGAGUCUGUAAAGAUUCCUUGAUGAGUAAUAUUGAUAUCAUUAGUGAUCCUGAGGCAGCAUUUCUUCUGUUUUCUUUGAAGAUACACAAUCGUUAUAGUCUCUCCACCAACUCCCCGCCCUUAAUUCAGUAUGUGGAAAGGCCUCUGGGUCAGAUUGGAGUAUUUCUGGAUUAUGACAAUGGAACUGUGAGCUUCUAUGAUGUUUGCAAAAGUUCCCUCAUAUACAGUUUCCUUCCUUCCUCCUUCUCUUUCCCUCUGAAGCCAUUCCUUUGCUUUGGUUCCCUCUGAAAAAACAAGUUUUGUGAGCAUUUAUUUGAUGAAUUCCCAUGUCUGAGGAAAUUCCUAUCAUGAAAUCUUUUCAUGUAAAACAACAGGAUAAUAAGGGUCUUUGAGCACACUGACUUAAGGGAACAGAAUCAUUGUACGUUUAUAAAAUGGCAUUAACUAUGUUGACUAUAUAAAUUUGUGUAUUAAAUUUUCUUUUAAUAAAAAAUUGU
Panthera uncia (snow leopard) is the source of this 1566-nucleotide messenger RNA. Its product is annotated as tripartite motif-containing protein 64C-like. NCBI's taxonomy places the organism in Eukaryota, Metazoa, Chordata, Mammalia, Carnivora, Felidae. The coding region runs from base 2 to 1357 and encodes 451 amino acids. Gene Ontology annotation, molecular function: zinc ion binding; protein binding. The record is from RefSeq and is a predicted model, not a curated record. The transcript is spliced from 7 exons.